AUGACAAAAGCAACAACUGAAAAUGAAGAACCUGGUAUAGUUUACAAAGUAGCAGGGUCCCUGGUUAUAGCAGAGAAUAUGAGUGGGACAAGAAUGUACGAGCUAGCUAAAGUAGGAUGGAACAAAUUAGUAGGGGAAAUUAUAAGAUUAGAAGGGAAUUAUGCAUAUAUACAAGUGUACGAAGACACAUCUGGUUUAUCUGUAGGAGAUCCUGUAACAAAAACAGGAAAUGCUUUAUCUGUAGAAUUAGGACCAGGAAUAUUAGAUAACAUAUAUGAUGGUAUUCAAAGACCAUUAGAAAGAAUUGCAAAUGUAUGUGGUGAUGUGUACAUAUUUAAAGGAAUUGAUAUGACUUCUUUAGAUCAUGAAAAACAGUGGAAUUUUUAUGCUGAUAAAAAUGUAAAAAUAAAUGAUAUAGUAACAGGUGGAGAUAUGUUUGGAUAUGUAGAUGAAAAUAAAUUAUUCAAAGAACAUAAAAUUAUGGCCCCACCUAAUGCUAAAGGUCGUGUUACGUAUAUUGCACCUGAUGGAACAUAUACAUUAAAAGACAAAAUAUUUGAAUUAGAAUAUCAGGGGAAAAAGUUUACUUAUGGUUUAUCUCAUUUAUGGCCAGUAAGAGAACCUAGACCUGUUCUAGAAAAAGUAACAGGUGAUACAUUAUUAUUAACAGGACAAAGAGUUUUAGAUUCAUUAUUUCCAACAGUACAAGGUGGUACUUGUGCUAUUCCAGGUGCAUUUGGUUGUGGAAAGACAUGUGUAUCUCAAGCUUUAUCAAAAUAUUCGAAUAGUGAAGUAAUUAUAUAUGUUGGAUGUGGAGAAAGAGGUAAUGAAAUGGCUGAAAUUUUAUCAGAUUUUCCUGAAUUAACAACAAAAGUAGAUAAUGAAGAUGUUGGAAUAAUGCAAAGAACAUGCUUAGUAGCCAAUACUUCAAAUAUGCCUGUUGCAGCUAGAGAAGCUAGUAUUUAUACUGGUAUUACUUUAUGUGAAUAUUUCCGUGAUAUGGGUUAUAAUGCUACUAUGAUGGCAGAUAGUACAAGUAGAUGGGCAGAGGCAUUAAGAGAAAUAUCAGGACGAUUAGCUGAAAUGCCUGCUGAUAGUGGAUAUCCAGCUUAUUUAGGUGCAAGAUUAGCUUCUUUUUAUGAGCGUGCAGGUAAAGUCAAAUGUAUUGGUUCUCCAUCUCGCAUGGGAUCAAUAACAAUCGUAGGUGCUGUAUCACCUCCAGGUGGAGAUUUUUCUGAUCCUGUUACUACUGCAACUAUGUCUAUUGUUCAAGCUUUUUGGGGAUUAGACAAAAAACUUGCACAAAGGAAACAUUUCCCUUCAGUUAAUUGGUCAACCUCUUUUUCAAAAUAUGUUAGACAAUUAGAACAAUAUUUUGAUAAUUUUGAUCAAGACUUUUUAUCCUUAAGGCAAAAAAUAAGUGAUAUAUUACAACAAGAAAGUGAUUUAAAUGAUAUCGUACAACUAGUAGGAAAAGAUUCUUUAUCAGAAGAUCAAAAGGUUGUAAUGGAAGUUGCAAAAAUCAUUAGAGAAGAUUUCCUUCAACAAAAUGCAUUUAGUGAUUAUGAUUACAUGUGUCCUUUACAAAAAACUGUAGGUAUGAUGAAAAUCAUUUGCCAUUUUUAUGGACAAUGCUUGCGAACAUUGCAAGAAUAUGAUUCAAGGGAAAGAAAAAUUGGAUGGGGCUCUAUAUAUAAUACUCUAAGACCUACCAUUAACAAAAUUACCCACAUGAAAUUUGAAUCCCCUAAGAAUACAGAUGAGUACUUUAAAAAAUACUUCAAAGCCCUGGAGGAGGAGAUAACUGUGGGGUUGCGUAACCUGGUUGAAAAGUAG
Messenger RNA from Plasmodium malariae, 1836 nucleotides. Its product is annotated as V-type proton ATPase catalytic subunit A, putative. Gene Ontology annotation, cellular component: proton-transporting V-type ATPase, V1 domain. The transcript has a single exon. Gene Ontology annotation, biological process: proton transmembrane transport; ATP metabolic process. The record is from RefSeq and is a predicted model, not a curated record. Gene Ontology annotation, molecular function: ATP hydrolysis activity; ATP binding; proton-transporting ATPase activity, rotational mechanism. Bases 1 to 1836 code for a protein of 611 amino acids. Lineage: Eukaryota; Apicomplexa; Aconoidasida; Haemosporida; Plasmodiidae.